AUGCCGUCGCAGCCCACCUCCCUGCACUACGCGAGCCCCUACCAGCUGAGCGCCUACGCGCUGGCGCUGAAGGCGGUGGGGGAGAUCAUCCAGGACUACGACAGCGACAAACUCUUCCCCGCCUACGGCUUCGGCGCCAAACUCCCCCCCGAUGGGAUGCCGUCGCAGCCCACCUCCCUGCACUACGCGAGCCCCUACCAGCUGAGCGCCUACGCGCUGGCGCUGAAGGCGGUGGGGGAGAUCAUCCAGGACUACGACAGCGACAAACUCUUCCCCGCCUACGGCUUCGGCGCCAAACUCCCCCCCGAUGGCAAGAUCUCCCACCAGUUCCCCCUGAACAACAACGCGGAGAACCCCAGCUGCGCCGGCAUCGAGGGCGUGCUGGAGUCCUACCUGCAGAGCCUGCGCACCGUUCAGCUCUACGGCCCCACCAACUUCGCCCCCGUCAUCAACCAGGUGGCUGGGACGGCUGCCCAGGUGACCGAUGGCUCGCAGUACCAUGUCCUCCUCAUCAUCACCGAUGGCGUCAUCUCCGACAUGAUGCAGACCAAGGAAGCCAUCGUCACCGCUUCUGCCUUGCCCAUGUCCAUCAUCAUCGUGGGAGUGGGGCCGGCUGAGUUUGAGGCCAUGGAGGAGCUGGACGGUGACGAGGUACGAGUGUCCUCCCGGGGACGUUACGCCGAGAGGGACAUUGUGCAGUUUGUGCCAUUUCGGGAUUACGUGGACGAUUCGGGAAACCAGGUGCUGAGCAUGGCCCGUCUGGCCAAGGACGUACUGGCCGAGAUCCCCGAGCAGCUGCUCUCCUACAUGAAGACCCGCGACAUCAAACCUCGCCGCGCAGACCCCCAGUAG
Molecule: messenger RNA, 852 nt
Organism: Pterocles gutturalis (yellow-throated sandgrouse)
Lineage: Eukaryota; Metazoa; Chordata; Aves; Pterocliformes; Pteroclidae
Product: copine-9-like
Exons: 7
Coding region: 1-852 (283 amino acids)
Biological process (GO): cellular response to calcium ion
Cellular component (GO): plasma membrane
Molecular function (GO): calcium-dependent phospholipid binding
Source: RefSeq, a predicted model, not a curated record